Aspergillus piperis CBS 112811 is the source of this 1560-nucleotide messenger RNA. Its product is annotated as FAD-binding oxidoreductase. The record is from RefSeq and is a predicted model, not a curated record. Lineage: Eukaryota; Fungi; Ascomycota; Eurotiomycetes; Eurotiales; Aspergillaceae. The transcript has 3 exons. The coding region runs from base 1 to 1560 and encodes 519 amino acids. Gene Ontology annotation, molecular function: FAD binding.
AUGGAGCAGGUCCCGCUCGUUGGCAGCAAUGCUACUACAGCUUGUGAUUUCCCGGGUGCCUGCUGCCUCGCCCUGGCUACAGUUUUAGGGCAGGACAAAGUAUCCUUUGCCGACACUGCUGCUUAUGCAUCGUCUCAGGGAUCGUACUUUGCCCAGCAGAAUAGCGAGCUUCAGCCUUCGUGCGUGGUGUUUCCAGACUCAGCCGAUGACGUAUCAAUUGCGAUCACCAGCAUAUUAGCAAUAUCUUCUGGUGUACCUGAUAGCCAGAAAGCGGGCUGCCAGUUUGCGAUUCGCUCUGGCGGCCACAAUUCCUUCGGAGGCGCAUCCAACAUCGAUAAUGGCGUCACCAUUGAUCUGCGCGCUCUCAACUCUAUCCGGAUACAGGAUGCUCCAUCACAGAAAGAUGAGGAUGAAGAUGCGCAAGACAAGGAGCCACAACACACAGUCCUUGUCGGAGCAGGCGCUACAUGGGGCGAGGUCUAUGCCCUGCUCUAUCCGUUGGGUCUCUCGGUUGCAGGAGGCCGCGCUGCACAGGUCGGGGUUGGCGGGCUGACCCUCGGGGGCGGCAUCUCCUACUUCUCACCGCGCUACGGGUGGACGUGUGACAGCUUGGUCGGCGCAGAGGUGGUCUUGGCUAACGGCACAAUUGUAUAUUUGGAUGAGGACCAACAUCCGGAUUGGCUGGCAGCGCUACGCGGGGGCGGCGCUAACUUUGGGGUUGUCACAGGCUUCAAUUUGCGGACUUUCCCACAGGGUCUUAUUUACGGUGGGUUCAUCUACCACAGCACUGAGACUAUUGACGCCCAAUUACGUGCCUUCGCCGAGCUGGCUGAUCCCAAGGCCGGCGCGAGCAGCUAUGAUGAGUAUGCUUCGUUGAUCACCAGUUUCGGGUUCGCCGGAGGCCAGGGGGCUGCCAUAGUGAAUAGUGUUGUGUAUACGGGAGAGCUCGAGGAACUAAAGAAUGAUGGAGUAACACCGCCCCCAACUGUGUACAGAGCGCUUUUCGACAUCCCACAGUUGUUCAGCACCGUGCGUGUGGCACCCACGCAUGAGGUGGCUAUUGAGCAAGGACAGCUAAGUGUAGUAGCAACGCAUGGCGUGACCCUUUCUAUGUUGAAUGCGACCUACCUCCAGUGGAACUCCAGUCUGGAAGCCGUACAGGACGUGCCAGGCAUUGUGUGGUCGAUCUCUCUUGAGCCACUACCUCCGGCAAUUUAUGCGCGGGAACCUCCCGGUCAUAAUGCUAUGGGAUUAUCAUCCCCCGAACAGCCUGAGCGGCCACUAGUGGUGACCUUACUGAGCGCCACCUGGGAUGACGCGGCUGAUGAUGCCCGGGUUGAGGAAGCCGCCAAGGCGCUGUUUUCAGGCUUUGAAUCGGAUGCGUAUGCAUUGGAUGCAUAUAAUUCUUUUGUUUAUCUGAAUUAUGCGGCGCAAUGGCAGAACCCGAUUGCUAGUUAUGGCCCUGAGAGCGUUGAGCAAUUGCAACGCAUCAGCCGUGAGGUAGAUCCAACGGGCGUCUUCCGGAACAUGAUGCCAGGGGGUUUCAAGAUACCGCUGUGA